GGCAUAUCGGGAAACUAACGGAAGCUUCUGGUAAGCCCCGUGCCGUCUAAAUCAAAGACACCCCCGUCCAACCAGAUAAGCAUUCAGAUCAGUAUCAUCAUCACCUGGGAAAUUUCCGAAUCAUCGGAAAUUGGAAGGGCGCCAUUUGAUGCCGAUAACCGAUGCCGCCGAAGCAGCAAGCGAAGGCCGAUUUGGCAAAGAAGCAGAAGAUCGUCGAGGACAAGACCUUCGGGCUCAAGAACAAGAAUAAGAGCAAGAAUGUCCAGAAGUACGUCCAGACUCUCAAGCAGUCCGUCCAGCCCAAGCCUGAUCUCUCCAAAACCGCUGCUAAGAAAAAGAAGGAGGAAGAGAAGGCAAAGGACAAGGAACUAAAUGAGUUGUUUAAGGUUGCUAUCAGUCAACCAAAAGUACCAGUUGGUGUUGAUCCUAAGUCUAUAUUAUGCGAGUUUUAUAAAGCGGGGCAGUGUGCUAAAGGUUUCAAAUGCAAGUUCUCACAUGAUUUGAAUGUUCAGAGGAAAGGAGAAAAGAUUGAUCUUUACAGUGAUAAGCGUCAAAAUGAAACAAUGGAGGAAUGGGAUCAAGAAACUUUGGAGAAAGUUGUGGAGUCAAAGAGAAAAGAGUACAAUAUAAACAAACCAACUGAUAUUGUUUGUAAAUACUUUUUGGAAGCAGUGGAGAAAAAACAAUAUGGUUGGUUUUGGGUCUGCCCCAAUGGUGGUAAAGAUUGCCAUUACAGGCAUGCUCUUCCUCCAGGAUAUGUUCUGAAGUCUCAGAUGAAAGCUCUAUUGGAGGAAGAGACUGAAAAGAUACCUAUUGAGGAGGAGAUUGAAGAUCAGCGUGCUAAGUUGAAAACUUCAACUCCAAUGACUCCUGAGUUGUUCAUGCAAUGGAAGAAGAAAAAGAUAGCAGAAAGAGAUGCUGGCUUGGCUUCAAAAAUGGCAGAGCGGGCUAAGAAUGACCGUAUGAGUGGUCGUGAACUGUUUUUGUCAGAUUCAACCUUAUUUGUGGAUGAUGCUGAGGCAUCUGAGAAGUAUCAAAGAGAUAAAGAAUCUGAAGUUGCUGAAAAGAAGGUUAGUAACAAUGCUAAUGGAGGUGGGCCAAAUAGCUCAGCAACAGCUGAUGGCGAUGCCAAAGCUACCAACAUCGAUGACGAUGUUGAUGACGACGACUUGGACAUAAAUGAGUUAAACGAGUUGGAAGCAAGCCUAUCAAAGGUAACAAUUCAAGAGCCAGGCACUAGUGCUUAAGCCAAAGAGAGGCAGCCCAAAGUCUGCAUACUUCCCGAGUGUGGACUCCAUAUUAUUUUCUGUACACUUGUAGCCCUUAAAUCAUAGCUCCUCCCCAUCGAUUACCUACUAUCCUCAUGGAUCUUAGGUGCUUCUGCAUCUUGUAUCUAUUUUCAGUGGUGGAUUUCCUCUUACAAAAAUCAUUGUUUUGUAACUUGAGCAUAUUAGAAUGCAUUCGCUAGAAAUGUGUCUUCUAUUGGUUUAUGCUAGUGUACCUGGUCUUGUUCUUCCAGAUGCA
Molecule: messenger RNA, 1524 nt
Organism: Rosa rugosa (rugosa rose)
Lineage: Eukaryota; Viridiplantae; Streptophyta; Magnoliopsida; Rosales; Rosaceae
Product: zinc finger CCCH domain-containing protein 21-like
Exons: 8
Coding region: 162-1247 (361 amino acids)
Biological process (GO): cytoplasmic translation
Cellular component (GO): cytosol
Molecular function (GO): mRNA binding; metal ion binding
Source: RefSeq, a predicted model, not a curated record